Messenger RNA from Chelmon rostratus (copperband butterflyfish), 2943 nucleotides. It is a transcript of the gene capn12, whose product is annotated as calpain 12. The record is from RefSeq and is a predicted model, not a curated record. The coding region runs from base 306 to 2471 and encodes 721 amino acids. Gene Ontology annotation, cellular component: cytoplasm. Lineage: Eukaryota; Metazoa; Chordata; Actinopteri; Chaetodontiformes; Chaetodontidae. Gene Ontology annotation, biological process: proteolysis; negative regulation of apoptotic process. Gene Ontology annotation, molecular function: calcium ion binding; calcium-dependent cysteine-type endopeptidase activity. The transcript has 22 exons.
CCCCGUCGUCCAGCUUUUCUUGCGGCCUAAUUGCAGCUUGUUGCACCCCUCUCUCCACUGAGGAUGGCAGUGAUGAUGGACGAUAACUUAUGUGAGAUCAAAGAGGCUGUUGGCACCGUGUCAUUACUCCGACUCCAGCUCUCCACGGCCCUCGGCGCUAUGCAUACCUUUCCGGGCUGCGCGCAGCCGGGGAGGCGCUCCGGGUGGGCCCUCACUGACUGAGGUGGGUGUGCGCUUUAAACUGUAUUUAAGCACCGGCUGCUCACACUUUUUGGGGAGUUUUUUACUGUACAUCCACCGACAGCAUGGCUACCGACAAGGAGGCACCUCUGGGCUCCAUAGAGAACCCGAUCAAGUUCUGGGAUCAGGACUUUAAGACUCUCCUGGAAGAGUGUCUGAAGUCGGGACAGCUGUUUGAGGACCCAGCCUUUCCAGCCGAGCAGAAGUCCAUCGGCAUGCCGGAAGAUCCGGAUCCGAACAAGGCAAUCAAGUGGCAGCGACCCAAGGAGAUCAGUGCGAACGCUGUGUUUGUGGAGGGCACGACUGGGACCACUGACAUCUGUCAGGGCCAGCUGGGCAACUGUUGGCUGCUGGCGGCGCUGUCCUGUCUGACCAUGCACCCCACGCUCUUUGUGAAGGUGGUGCCGCCCGGCCAAAGCCUGUCCGAGCCUUAUACGGGGAUCUUCCAUUUUAGGUUCUGGCAGUAUGGUGAGUGGGUGGAGGUGGUUGUGGAUGACAGGCUGCCAGUACGCCAAGGCCGUCUGCUCUUCAGCUACUCUCACACCCGCAACGAGUAUUGGAGCGCCCUGGUGGAGAAGGCCUAUGCCAAGUUAGUUGGAUGCUACGGAAGCCUGAAGGGGGGCAAUAUUUCAGAGGGGAUGGAGGAUUUCACGGGAGGCAUCGCCUACUCGAUGCAGGUCUCAUCUCGUACCCCUCGAGUCCUCUGGAGGUCUCUGACAGCCGCCCUGUCUCGAGGCAGCCUGCUCAGCUGCUUCAUCCAGGCCAGCAGCUACCAUGAGGUCGGUAAAGUGACGGGAGACGGGCUGGUAAAGGGCCACGCUUACGCCAUCACUGACACUGACAAGGUGACGAAAGCGUCAGAUGAGAUUUGGCUGCUGAGGCUUAGGAACCCCUGGGGCUUUGUGGAAUAUCGCGGACCCUGGAGUGACAAGGGUAAAGAGUGGGAUGACGUGGACAAAGCAGAGAAGGAAAGGAUUGAGCUGAAAAAGAAAGAAGAUGGAGAGUUCUGGAUCAGUGCUGAGAAUUUCUCCAGCCUGUUUGACAUAGUGGAGCUCUGCAGCGUGAAUCCGGACACUCUGGUGGAGGGACACACACCCGCCUCUCCUUCCUCUCCUGCCUCCCCGUCCAUCUGGACCAUCAGUGAACAUGAAGGAUUCUGGGUACCUGGGAGCUCUGCUGGUGGUAGCCGCAGAUACAACAAGUCAUUCUGGAAGAAUCCUCAGUUCGAGUUGGUUCUCACAGAGCAGGACAAGCCAGACGACGAGGACGAUGACGAUGACGAGGAUGACGAAGACGACGAGGAUGAUGAGGCGAUGACCCCGGAGGAGAAGCAGAGAGCAGAGAAACAGAAGCAGAAAGCCAAACAGUGCACCGUGCUGGUGGAGCUGCUGCAGAAAAACCGCAGGAGCAAGGAUAAAGUCCACUUCCUCUACAUGGGCUUCCACAUCUAUAAGGUUCCUCCUGAGCUGCGGGGUGUGUGUCUGAGCCGCAACUUCUUCAUGACAAAUCGCCCCGUGGGUCGCUCUGGGAAAUAUAAGGCACAGAGGGGUGUGUGGAGGAAGCUGCAUCUGGACCCGGGUAACUACAUCCUCGUGGCGUCCACCUAUAGACCCAACCAGCCCGGAGAGUUCUUUGUUCGCAUUUUCUCCAAGACUGGAAACACUCUGGGGACUCAGGACUUCACCUGCUCCUCUGGUUUCCUUCAGGUUAUGGCAACUCCCGUCUCACCAGAGGAUCGGGUGAGAGUUCAGAAGACUUUUGAUGCAGAGGCUGGCACGGAUGACAGACUGAACGCCAAGGAGCUCAUGGCGCUGUUCAAUUCAGCCCUUGACAAAGAUUACCAUCUGCCACUGGAGACGUGCAGACAGCUCAUCUUUGGAGAGGAUACUAAAGGGCGCUCCAGCCUCAGCCGUAAACAAACAGAAACCCUGCUGUCCAGUCUGCGCAAUCUGCAGUCCAUCUUCUUCCAGUUCGAUGAGGACUCCUCUGGGACCAUGAGCCCCUUUGAACUCAGUACAGCGCUGCAAGCAGUUGGAAUGCAGUGUGACAGCAAGGUAGUUCGGAUGCUGUCUGAGCGGUUUGCUUCAGGAGAGCUUCACAUGCCCUUCCACAGCUUUGUGUCAUGUGUCACCAGGCUGCGCAAGCUCUUUGCUCUGUAUGAAUCAGAGACCAACCAAGAGGUGAAAGACAGAGGAAUCAACGCUUGGCUGCUUCAGUUCCUGAUGGUAUGAGAUGCUUCAUGAGGAGGGUCCAAACAGACACAGUACGCUGUUGAGUCGAAAGCACAAACUGUAUUUCAAAACUUCUGUGUGUUUCUUAUGAGAGUUUAUGCAUUGCUAUGCCAUUGUUUUAUUUUUGCUUCAUCUCGUACCAUUCUCAUGCUUCUGGCUAUAGCUUUGAUGCUGGUUCAAGGUUCAGUUUUAUUGUUGUUACACAAUGCAGGAUUGCACAAAGAAACACAGUUGUAGUUUCCUCUACAGGACACACACAGAAAAAGUAUAAACAUAUAUUCAGAUAUAUAAAAGUCAUGCUAAAGGAAGAAAUUAAAAGUAAAACUACAUAUAUACACAAAACAUAUCUACAAAUGUGCAUAUACUAUGCAUUACUAUGCUAAUGAUAUGUGUUAUGUAAUGCUAAUCAUUUAAUUGUUAUGUAGUACUGUUAUAUUCCUCCACAUUGAAUAACAUUGAUUUUAUGACAACA